UGAUCACGCACGGAUGGCGACUUCAGGCGCUCUGUUUCCAAGCCUGGUGCCAGGCUCCCGUGGGUCCUCCAACAAGUAUUUGGUGGAGUUUCGGGCAGGAAAAAUGUCGUUAAAAGGAACAACUGUCACCCCAGACAAAAGAAAAGGGCUCGUGUACAUUCAGCAGACGGAUGACUCCCUCAUUCACUUCUGCUGGAAAGACAGGACGUCUGGGAAAGUGGAAGACGAUUUGAUCAUCUUCCCUGAUGACUGUGAGUUCAAGCACGUGCUGCAGUGCACCAGUGGAGGGUCCAAAUGGCUCUUCUUCUGGAUGCAGGAGCCUAAGGCGGACCAGGACGAGGAGCAGUGCCAGAAAGUCAACAAGUAUCUGAACAACCCACAGAUGCCCGGAGCACUGGGGGUGAGCGGGAGUGGAGGCCAUGAGCUGUCUGCACUGGGUGGCAAGGGCAGCCUGCAGAGCCUGCUGGGGAACAUGAGCCACAGCCAGCUCAUGCAGCUCAUCAGACCCACCGGCCUCAGAGGACUGGGUGGGCUGGGGGCCCUGACUGGCCCAGGCCUGGCCAGCUUACUGGGGAGUGGAGAGCCUCCGGUGAACAGCUCCUCAUCCAGUUCCCAGAGCCAGUCAGCAGUGGUGACCCCGUCCUCCACCGCCUCUUCUGCCCGAACCACCCCAGCCCCUUCUGCUCCAGCAGCUGCCUCGGUGACCAGCCCGAGUCCCAUGCCCAACCCAGGUAAUGGAACCAGCACGGGCCAGCCCAUCCAGCUGACCGACCUCCAGAGAAUUCUACCCACUAUGAAUGGGCCGGCCGGGCCAGGAGACAGCCAGCAAGUUGAAAUGGCCAGUGUCUUGACGCCCGAGAUCAUGGCACCUAUCCUCGCCAAUGCGGACAUCCAGGAGCGCCUGCUACCCUACCUGCCCUCUGGGAAGUCGCUUCCACAGACUGCAGAGGAGAUCGAGAACACGACCUCCCCACAGUUCCAGCAGGCCCUGGGAAUGUUCAGUGUGGCCUUGGCCUCAGGGCAGCUGGGCCCCCUCAUGUGCCAGUUUGGCCUGCCUGCAGAGGCUGUCAACAAGGGUGAUGUGGAAGCUUUUGCUAAAGCAAUGCAGAACAGUGCCAGAUCGGAGCAGAAGAAGGGCGAUGGGAAGGACAAGAAGGAGGAAGAGGAAGACAUGAGCUUAGAUUAAGUUAUUUGCUGUCUUUUAUGGGCGGGGCUCCUGGCUGUGUGGACAAGCAGUGUGUUUGUGGGCUGUCGCACACCCUCACACCUCUGUUCUAACUUGCUAAUAAAUAAAAGUUUUUUCUUUUA
Molecule: messenger RNA, 1308 nt
Organism: Myotis davidii
Lineage: Eukaryota; Metazoa; Chordata; Mammalia; Chiroptera; Vespertilionidae
Product: proteasomal ubiquitin receptor ADRM1-like
Biological process (GO): ubiquitin-dependent protein catabolic process
Cellular component (GO): cytoplasm; proteasome regulatory particle, lid subcomplex; nucleus
Molecular function (GO): ubiquitin binding; proteasome binding; endopeptidase activator activity
Source: RefSeq, a predicted model, not a curated record